AUUUUCUCUGCUAGUCAGCCUUUGCUAAUGUUGGGAGACACACACGUCAGUUUAGUGUUCGGUAAACAUUUAAACAUGGAACACCGGGUCAUUGCACUUUUGGUCACUCACUUUACCUCCAACUGUGCAACAUUCUGCUACACAGCAGAAGGGAAUGUUACUAUACUUUAACUUGCAUGCUUCAUAUUUCACAAGGUAUUCUAGUAAAUGCAGGUUGUUCAAAGGUGUGCUUUUCCUUCCACUGUUUUAAUCUUUGUCUCCACACAAUGAUACAUUAUAACACAUAAUUGGUUCACAGAUCCUUCUUGCGUUAUGUCUAAAUGAACACAGUUAAAUUAACAAAAUGUGUAAGGCAUCAAAGGUCACAAUCUCUGGGAGAGAGCGGAAACUUGAGCAGAGGAGGCGUUUCUCUGCCACAGGAUGUUUUCCCUCACGAGAGGAUGUGUAUCUGCACUCUCUGCACCGCCGUGGGAGUGUUGUAAUCACACACACCGAGGCAUUGUAGUCAAAUUAACACUUCCAUGGAACCCGAGUUGGUAAUAUCGCAGUACCUGAUCGCAUUUAUCUGCAGCGUUUACAGUGUGCUGAAGGAGCUCGACCUGUGUUAGGUGAUGAGGGAGAUGUUGAGGCGAGUUGUGCAGAAGAUGAAGAUGAGGGCUUGCUGGAUGUUCAUGAUCCUCCUGAGCUGCAGGUUAUCUCGGGCUUCUGACAAAACACAAGAGCUGAAAAUGAUCUGCGUACCUUUCGGAGGCGAUGCUUCCGUGCCUUGCCCGGAGCUGAACCAGCGAGACGCGACCUUGAACCUCCUCAAGAACGAAGAAUUGAUUUCCAAGCAAAAUUUGAUCAGCAGUGGAAACGCCACGUGGAAACCUCCGACCAAGGCAGAAGUCGAACUACAUGAAAACAGGGAAAAUAAAUCAGUGCAUUUCAAGCUGACGGGAGUGAAUGCCAGCAGCUUCGGUCUCUACAGAUGUGAGGCCCAAGCCUUUCACCCCCCUCCCAUUGAGAACAUGCCAAGUACUGUGUUCAUCCUGGUACAAGUAGAAGGACACCAAUGCAGUUUGAAAACAAAAGCAGAUGGAGGUCAAACUGAUGGACUUCUCUGGAUUUGGAUUCUGGGGCUUGUAGUCCUUAGCAUUUACGGCGUAACUGCCACUAUCAUUGCAGGCAUCUUCUGGGUGAAGUGGAGGAGCUCAGAGUCCCACACUGACUACAUGAACACCAAACCCAAAGCACCCCGGGACCGCAGGAAGAACAAAUGGGUCCAGAAUCCUGGACCACGGCACUUCAGUUAACGUUACCCCUGUUAGUGUAUAUAUAAAAACACAGGUGUCCGUGAAGUAGCUCAGAAAAAUAUCCUCAGCGAGGUUUUGUUAAGUUCAUUUUUCUUUCUCUGUACUUGUCUACAUAGCGAAAGCAGCAGCUCUUUUUGUAUCAGCUUUUUUUAAAGAAUAGAAAUCUUAGUUCACCGUCUCUUCUUUUCAAAUGAAGAGACAGUGAACGCUGUUCCUGCUGCACUGAUCUGCAGCAGGAACCCUCUGUGGUUGAAACAGAUCCAUGUCUCUGAAUGAGGGGAUUUGACCUCAUUUACAACCCCGCGUGGUGAAUCACGAGCGACCACAAGUUUGAAAUAAAU
Molecule: messenger RNA, 1636 nt
Organism: Notothenia coriiceps (black rockcod)
Lineage: Eukaryota; Metazoa; Chordata; Actinopteri; Perciformes; Nototheniidae
Exons: 4
Coding region: 612-1295 (227 amino acids)
Biological process (GO): regulation of T cell proliferation; T cell receptor signaling pathway
Cellular component (GO): external side of plasma membrane
Source: RefSeq, a predicted model, not a curated record